AUGACAGUCAUACCAUCUGAAGGAAUGCCCUGUGAGGACGCCUGGCUACUCGAUCUCUUGUAUUUCAAAAAGACUGAAAAUUUUGUUGACGACGACAUCUGCACCAUAUGCAUGUUGGCAAUAGACACCCCUGAUCGCUUCCUCAUCAACUGCCCCCAAAAACAAGAUUGGCUCUACAAUCCAUGUCAUUUGGCGAUCUCGCUGUACCUCUGGCAUGAACAAAGAUCCCUUCCUAGUGUGAUGCCAGCCAAGGUACUUGUGGUGAUAAGGCUCUUAUUGGACUAG
Molecule: messenger RNA, 285 nt
Organism: Phycomyces blakesleeanus NRRL 1555(-)
Lineage: Eukaryota; Fungi; Mucoromycota; Mucoromycetes; Mucorales; Phycomycetaceae
Exons: 2
Coding region: 1-285 (94 amino acids)
Source: RefSeq, a predicted model, not a curated record